This is a messenger RNA of Drosophila sulfurigaster albostrigata, 1697 nucleotides long. It is a transcript of the gene xit, whose product is annotated as probable dolichyl pyrophosphate Glc1Man9GlcNAc2 alpha-1,3-glucosyltransferase. The transcript has 4 exons. The record is from RefSeq and is a predicted model, not a curated record. The coding region runs from base 118 to 1677 and encodes 519 amino acids. Gene Ontology annotation, molecular function: dolichyl pyrophosphate Glc1Man9GlcNAc2 alpha-1,3-glucosyltransferase activity. Gene Ontology annotation, cellular component: endoplasmic reticulum membrane. Gene Ontology annotation, biological process: protein N-linked glycosylation. Lineage: Eukaryota; Metazoa; Arthropoda; Insecta; Diptera; Drosophilidae.
CAUCGAUAAUUCAAAAUCAUUUGCCUAACUUUGCGGCGAUAACGUACGGUGCGCUAUUGGAAAAAUAAAUACAAUUAAUUCGCGACUAAUGCGUGGCUAACUGAUGAUAAAAGUGCGAUGAGCGGAUACUUUUGGCAAUUGGUUGGCAUAAGCACAGCACUAAAAGUGCUAUUGCUGCCAGCGCAUUAUUCGACCGACUUUGAGGUACAUCGCAAUUGGUUGGCAAUAACACACAGUUUGCCACUGGAUCGCUGGUAUGUGGAUGCCACAAGCGAAUGGACACUUGACUAUCCACCAUUCUUUGCCUACUUCGAGUGGCUGCUCUCCCAGCUGGCCAAAUAUGUCGAUCCCGCGAUGCUUGUGGUGCAGAAUUUGAAAUAUGCCUCGGCGGAAACUGUUUAUUUUCAAAAGAUCUCGGUGAUUGUGAUGGAUAUGAUCUAUGUGCUAGGCGUACGCUCCGCGCUCGCUGCCCUGGGCGUGGUAAAGUCCACACAACAACAUAUUGCCGGCUGCAUGUUGCUGCUGCUCAAUGUGGGAUUAAUCUUUGUGGAUCACAUACACUUCCAGUACAAUGGAUUCCUCUUUGGCCUGCUGCUGUUGAGCGUGAGUGCGCUGCUCAGGCAGCGCUUUCUGUGGUGCGCCUUCAGCUUUGCAGUCCUACUCAACUUUAAGCACAUCUUCCUAUAUAUGGCGCCCGCUUUUGCUGUCUAUCUGCUCAAGUUCUAUUGCCUGGGCAAGCAGAGCCAGCAAUUUGUGCUUUCCAUUGCCAAACUUUUGGCUGUGGGUCUAACGCCAUUCGUGCUUUCGUUUGGUCCCUUUUGGCGUCAGCUCCCACAGCUAAUCUUGCGUCUGUUUCCCUUCAAGCGAGGCCUAACUCACGCAUACUGGGCUCCAAACAUUUGGGCGCUCUACAAUACAGCUGAUAAGUUGGCUGUGGUCGCGUUAAAACGCACUCCACCCAACGCGAUGUCGUCGACGAGCUCGGGACUGGUGCAGGAGGUGAAACACAUUGUACUGCCCAACAUCACGCCGGGCACAACGUUUGUGCUCACGCUACUCUUCAUGUUGCCCAUUCUGCUGAAGCUCUUUCUCAGUAAGACAAAAGAACAAGCCAGGCUGGUGUUUCUACGUGCUGUGGUGUUGUGCGCCUGCUCCUCGUUCAUGUUUGGUUGGCAUGUGCACGAGAAGGCAAUCCUAAUGUGCCUUAUACCAAUGUGUCUUCUUGCUGUCGUCGAUCGACGUGAUGCCAAGUACGCCUUCAUUCUAUCUGUCGCCGGCUAUUUCUCGCUGUUGCCGCUGCUCUUUGAGGUGGAUCUUCUGGUGCCACGCUAUGCUCUCUACUUGGCCUACAUGGCCAUGUUCUAUGGCCAGCUGGAGCGUAUCUAUAAGGCCACCAAGCUGGGGCUCCACCUACUCGAGUGCAUCUAUUUCCUGGGCUUCCUCACCAUUCCACUGUACGAGCACUUGUUUAGUCGCUUGUUUGGCGUCCAUCAGCAAUUGCCGUUUAUGCCGCUGCUGCUCACCUCAUUGUAUUCAUCGCUGGGCGUGUUGUAUUUCUUUGUGCGUUACUACAUCUAUGCUUUGGACAUUGCGUGGCCAAGUUGGCCGAGUUUGACCAAACGCCGUGCGCCGCAAGUGAAAUUCUCGGCAGCGAAACGCAAACGUAAAACCAAAUAAAUCUUUUACACUUUGUAUAU